Messenger RNA from Durio zibethinus, 1083 nucleotides. Lineage: Eukaryota; Viridiplantae; Streptophyta; Magnoliopsida; Malvales; Malvaceae. The record is from RefSeq and is a predicted model, not a curated record.
UUCUUAGAGAUGAUGGAAGAAGAGAUGUCAAGUGUGAUUUCAAGUGGUGAAGUGAAUGCAACUUCAGAAGUUUUGGAUUCAAUUAGCACUAAUCACCCUGCAAACAAACGCCAAAGAUGUGGCUGUAAUGGUACCUCCUCACAAUUCAAAGGCGUUAUGCGACAGAAAAAUGGACAGUGGGGUGCUCAAUUGUAUGCUAAUCAUACUCGAAUUUGGCUAGGGACUUUCAAAUCUGAAAAAGACGCAGCUAUGGCCUAUGACAGCGCAGCAAUCAAGUUUCGUCCUGGAGACACACAUAGGAAUUUUCCAUGGACUGACGUCACCGUUGAGGAACCAAAAUUUCAGAGCCAUUACAGUGCUGAAGCUGUCCCGAACAUGAUAAGGGAUGGUUCUUAUCAAUACAAGUUCUUGGAUUUUCUUAAGGCUCGAUCUAGAAAUGCAAAAGCAGAAAUUGAUCUCAACUCAGUUGGGACAUAUAGCAAUAAAGGGCUAACUUGCAAACAACUGUUUCAAAAGGAGCUAACACCAACCGAUGUUGGUAAGCUGAAUAGGCUUGUUAUCCCGAAAAAAUAUGCUGUCAAGUACUUUCCACCAGUAUCUGGAAGCAAAAAAGAAAAUGAUGAGACUGGUGGUAGCAUGGCAAAUGAUGCUGAGUUAUUUUUCUAUGACAAGUUUAUGAGAUUAUGGAAAUUUCGUUAUUGCUAUUGGAAUAGCAGCCAAAGCUUUGUUUUCACCAGGGGUUGGAACCGAUUUUUAAAGGAAAAACAACUGAAAGCGAAUGAUGUGAUUUCUUUCUACGUAUGUCAGCGUAGAAAGGAAAGGGAGAUACAUAGAUUCUGCAUGAUCGAUGUGAACGAGUUUGGAAAUAAUAGUGCAUUGAUUGAGGCAGCCAAUUUUCAGGUGGGAAGAGAAGUAGAUUUGCAACUUCGGUUGGGACAUUGUUAUGCCUCUGAUGGUCAAAACCACGUCAAACAAGAGAAAUUAAUGGAAGCAUGGCCUAAACAAGGGCAAGUAAUGGCAGCAGAAGCAAGACAAGAUGUUAAUACUGAGGGUUUCAAGCUCUUUGGUAUACAAAUUAACUAA